AUGUCCCUGGCGGCCUCGGCGGGCCGGGGCCCAGGGGCCUUGUGGUCUCCAACCCACGUGCAGGUGACAGUAUUGCAGGCACGGGGUCUGAGAGCCAAGGGCCCCGGGGGCACGAGCGACGCGUACGCGGUGAUCCAGGUGGGUAAGGAGAAGUACGCCACCUCGGUAUCAGAGCGCAGCCUGGGCGCGCCUGUGUGGCGGGAGGAAGCCACCUUCGAGCUGCCUCCGCUGCUAUCCGCCGGGGCAGCACCCCAGGCCGCCGCCACCCUGCAGCUCACCGUGCUGCACCGCGCGUUGCUUGGCCUCGACAAGUUCCUGGGUCGCGCCGAGGUGGACCUGAGGGAGCUGCACUGGGACCAGGGCCGCAGGAAGACUCAGUGGUAUACUUUGAAAUCCAAACCAGGAAAAAAGAAUAAAGAGCGAGGAGAAAUUGAGGUUGACAUCCAGUUUAUGAGAAACAACAUGACUGCUAGCAUGUUUGACCUUUCCAUGAAAGAUAAGUCUCGGAACCCAUUUGGAAAACUGAAGGACAAGAUCAAGGGGAAGAAUAAAGAUAGUGCAUCAGAUUCUGCUUCUGCCAUUGUGCCCAGCAUGACGCCAUCAGGUGACAGUGAUGAUGAAUCUUCUACAAAAGACAAGAAAAAGAAAUCAAAGAUCAAGACCUUGUUUUCCAAGUCUAAUUUGCAGAAAACACCGCUCUCGCAGUCCAUGUCCGUCCUGCCUACUUCCAAGUCAGACAAAGUGCUGCUUCGUCCCGGAGACUUUCAGUCCCGGUGGGAAGAUGAUGACAAUGAGGGCGAGUCGUCUUCUGCCUCAGACAUCAUGACUCACAAGAGAACAGCAAGUGCAGAUCCCAAGCAGCUGAACCAGAUCAACUUCAACCUGUCCAAGAAGGAGGGACUCUCCUUUCUCAGUGGCUUUCGGUCUAAGAAUGACACCCUUUCCCGCUCUAACGUCUGUAUCAACGGGAACCAUGUUUACCUGGAGCAGCCAGAAUCCAAGAGUGAGACCAAAGACAGCACUCCCUCUUCUUCCCCAUCUCCCCAGGGCUUCAGGAAGAAACAUUUGUUCUCAUCCACAGAAAACCUUGCUCCCCGGUCUUGGAAGGAACCUGGGGAAGCAGGUGAAGUGGCUUCUGACAGACUGCUCUCUGAGUCUUUCACAAAAGACUCUUUGAAAUCCAUGUCUCUGCCAUCCUACAGACCACUGGUCAGUGGCGACGUUAGGGGAAACACAGCCCCAGUGAGCUUGGAGGCUGGGAAAGAAACCAAAGAGAGCAAGAAGCAGGAGAACAAGAAGCACUCUUUGCUUUCUCUGGUGAUGGGAAAGAAGGACAUGGCUAAGGGCAGUGAAGAGGAGAGCCCUCCUACCAUCCCAGAGAAGGAGAAGGGAGGUGUGCUCCCAGAAAUCCAACCAAGGAAGCAUGAGUCGGAGCCUGUUAAAGACCUUAUGAAAAAAUCCGAGAAAGAUACUUCAUCUGUUGUCUACGAAUGGAAUAAAUCUCUGAACCCCUUUGAAGAGGUGCAGAUCACAGAGCCAGAAGCUGAGCCAGAGUCCAAACCUGAACCUAAGCUACCCGUCCCCUCUCCAAGGGCUCCCCAGACUAAAGCUGUGAAACCUCGACUGGAAGUGUCUCCAGAGGCUCAACCCAAAGCCAGGCUUCCUUCUUCCCCUGACUUGCCUGUCUUUGUUCAUGCUCGCUCUCCUGGUUCUAGUCAGACCCUCCUCCCUUCUGAACUGGGGCAUGAUUCAGAGACACAGUCCUCUGAAAGUCCUCCUGUCUCCUCCUCUUUCUCAUCUCCCGUAGUGGCUCCCAUUUCCACAUCUACCCCUAUUGACAGCUGGCCUCACACAGACAAAGACCAGACCAUUUCUGAAGAACCAUCUUUGCAUCUUAAAGCAGAGUUUCAAAAAGAGAGUAUAGCACAAGUUCCAAAUACUGUUUCUUCUGCCUUGGGAUCACUUUCCAAAGAGCUACCCAUUGCAGUGUGUAAAGAGACAGAAGACUCUCUAACCAUGGAGACCGGUGACGUAGACACAGAGAAGAAUACCAGUGAUGAGAAAGUAGAAAACUCUCUCCUGGAGCAGCCUGAAGUAGGACAACAAGAAGAGGAGCUUCUGAGGUUUCCCUACAAAAAACAAGACUACAUCCCUUCAUCAGAAGAGGCUCAAGAAAAAACAUUUGCCCUUUCAGUUAGAAGUGGCAGAAUUGAAAGCUCAGCAAGGAAGCCUUGGAUGAGGGAAAAUGCAGACUUUGAGAUUCAGUCUAGAUCUUUGGUAGAAAACAAAGUUAGAAACGGUGAGAUGACUUCAGCAAUUAAAGAAGUGGUGCCCCCUCUUAAAAUGGGAGAAGCGGUCCCCCCACUUGACUCAGUAACACAGACACAUGAAGAGAUGGGUCUGAAUGCCAGUGAGGGCCAAAAGAAAGUCAAGAAACGUGUGUCAUUUUCUGAGCAUCUCUUCACAGAAGAGGAGGUAGAGAAGUCCACUGGGUGGAUAGAGGAAGACAGAAAUAAUCCCCAGGAAAUGACCCAGGAAAGGGCUGCUGCUGGAAGUGUGUGUGACAGGGAGCCUUCUACAUCUCCCCACACGGAAGAUUCAGAGAGAGAAUCUGUGGCUGAAUCAAGGCUUUUGAACUGUGAUGUGCCGGUUUCCAUGGUGGAUCAGGAGGAGAGUUUCUCAGAAAAACCUACGAAUGAAACAAGCUCAGAGAAAGACAUUCCACUCAUUAGGACUAAGGGAGAUGAUACCCUAAUGGAGCAAUAUCAGAGCAAAGCCAGUGAUCAUGAAGGUUUAUUGGCUGAUCCUCUGAAUGAUCUUCAGUCUGCCACAGAUGCCAAAUCUCCAGUCAUGGCCGAUCUGAACCUAACCCUUUCUUCUAUUCCUGAAGUCACAUCAGAUGAUGAAAAAGUAGACCAGGUUGAAGAUGUUGAAGAGACAGCAAAGGUGGCAGCUCUAGAAGUAGGAGCUUCCUCCUUGAGCAUGUCACCUCCUUACCCUGAGAAGAAAAAGGGACUGCGUGGUAUGGGAGAUGAUCCCACAGUGCCUGCGGAGAAUCUUUGUGCCCUUGGAUCAAAAGCACCUAAAGCAUCUGUUAUAGCUUCUUCAGACCAAAUUGCAGCUUUAGGAAUUCAUAAACCACAUCUUGGCAAGAGCUCAAGCUUGGAUAAACAGCUGCCAAACCCUGGCAGUGGUGAUGAAGAAAAACUGGAGGAAAAUGGGAGGCCAAGCCAGCCUCCUGGCACAUCCUUGGAAUCUCCUGUUUCUAGUCCCUCCCUUUCUGAGCCCUUUUCUGCCACACAUUCUUGCCCUAGCUUUCCACAUUCUAACACUCACCACUCUAGUACAGCAGAAUCUCAAAAAAAAGCAACAGCAGAGGGCUCCGCUGCUAAAGUUGACAGUUCUGGCAAGAGGAAGCCGCUUCUUCAGGCCUGGGUCUCCCCCUCAGAGACACAUCCAGUCUCAGCUCAGCCAGGCACUGGAAGUUGGUCAGCCAAGCACAGACUUCAUCCUGUGAAGCCAAUGAACACAACAGCCACAAAGAUUACUAGCUCCAGUUUGGGAACUGCCACCAUAAUCAGUGAGAAUAUGGUCAAUGAAGCAAUAAUGAAGAAAUACAAGCCCUCGGACCCUGCGUUUGCUUAUGCACAGCUGACCCAUGAUGAGCUGAUUCAGUUGGUCCUCAGACAAAAGGAAACAAUCAGCAAGAAGGAGUUUCAGGUUCGAGAGCUGGAAGACUACAUUGACAAUCUGCUAGUCAGAGUCAUGGAGGAAACCCCCAACAUCCUCCGCAUUCCAGCUCAGGUCGGCAAAAAGGCAGGAAAGAUAUGA
Molecule: messenger RNA, 3831 nt
Organism: Orycteropus afer afer
Lineage: Eukaryota; Metazoa; Chordata; Mammalia; Tubulidentata; Orycteropodidae
Source: RefSeq, a predicted model, not a curated record